Cyprinodon tularosa is the source of this 2202-nucleotide messenger RNA. Its product is annotated as alpha-2,8-sialyltransferase 8F-like. The coding region runs from base 516 to 1595 and encodes 359 amino acids. NCBI's taxonomy places the organism in Eukaryota, Metazoa, Chordata, Actinopteri, Cyprinodontiformes, Cyprinodontidae. Gene Ontology annotation, molecular function: alpha-N-acetylneuraminate alpha-2,8-sialyltransferase activity. The record is from RefSeq and is a predicted model, not a curated record. Gene Ontology annotation, biological process: N-glycan processing; oligosaccharide metabolic process. The transcript is spliced from 7 exons.
GGAUGGGGGCGGAGAACAGAAAGAGCUCUGCCUGUGAGACUAUGGUGGAAAGCAGAGCUGUGUAGGAGAGUUUGUCUGGGUGGGUAAAUGUGGAAAGAAUAAGAGACAGAAGACAAGAAACGGUGGAUGAACAACAAAACAUGAAAAGGAUUUGCAGAUGAAGAGGAUGGACUAAGAUGCAGUUUCAACCUAACUGAUCUGACCCAAAGAGAAGGAAGGGAACCUAAAGUAGAGCUACAAAAAAGACUGGAGACUUGUCUGUACAAGAGGAAGGGGGAAGAAAAUGACUGAGCAACUUGGCUCUACUACCGGUUGAGAGGCAAACUCAGUCACACAAGGCAGACAGGAAGACGAAGAGUGGAUCUGUAACAAAGUGCUACAAAACAGCUGGAGGGAAAGAACAGACUGUUAUUUCAGAGGAAGGGAACAACAUAAAAGAGCAUAAAAUGGAAUCAAAGUGUCUGUGACAGAUACAGAGUCGAGGUUGUGAAAGAGGGGCUAACGGUUAGAAAGGUAUGAGGGGACAGCUCUUGAAGCUUCUCUUCUCUUUGAUGAUCACUGUCCUCUUGUUGGUGAGCCUGGUGACCACUUUCAUCUGGUACAAGUUAGACAACAAUAAUGUGCAACCUCUGCAAUCACAGCCUCAGCAGAAGAGAGCUCCUCAACCCCCAGCUUCUUGCAAAGACUGCAGGGAGAAUAUAAAAAAAGUCUUAGAAGUAUAUGCGAAAGCCUGGAAGAAACAAGAGGAGAGUUACCUGAAGUUCAGAUCACAGCUGCGCUCCAAGUGCCAUGGUUUUGAGAAGGCCACCAUUACCCAGCAGAACACUCCAGUGGGAACAAAACUUGUUUAUGAUGGAGAGAAGAAGCGAACCCUUCAGGUGAACCAGGAGAUUUUCAGCACCUUUUUCAAAGAGCAUCCCUUUCCAAAUAAAACAUGGCAUACGUGUGCUGUUGUUGGUAAUGGUGGGAUCCUGGGAAACAGCAGCUGUGGCAAAGAGAUUGAUUCAGCUGACUUUGUAAUCAGAUGCAAUUUACCUCCCUUGUCAAAUGGGUAUGAGACACAUGUUGGCAGUAAGACGGACCUUGUGACUGCAAACCCAAGCAUCCUCAUAGAAAAGUUUGGGGCUCUGAUGGGACGGCGACGGAAAUUUGUGGAGAGUCUGCGCAGCUAUGGCCACUCUCUUUUGCUGCUUCCUGCUUUCUCCUUUGGCCGCAACACUCCUGUGUCUCUCCGGGCUUUGUAUACGCUUGAGGACUUUGAAAGCCCCAUCAGAUCUAUCUUCUUCAACCCUGGAUACCUCCAGAGUCUGGCUCUUUUCUGGCGCUCUCAGGGCCUAAAAACAGUACGACUCAGCACCGGUAUUAUAAUGACAAGCCUUGCUUUGGAGCUCUGCGACAAUGUGCAGUUGUAUGGAUUCUGGCCCUUCGACGUUCACCCACACAACUUUCAAAUCUUAACUAACCACUAUUAUGAUGAUAGAAAAACCAAAACAAAGUUUCAUGCCAUGCCAGAGGAGUUUAACCACUUGUUGAGGUUGCACAGCCAGGGUGUGCUUAAAUUACACCUUGGAGACUGCAAAGCACAGGGAAACUAGACUCCUCAGCACAUAGAGCAAAGUGCCUUUCUCCAUUGCUUCAGGAUGAAACCAGUCAUCAACAUGCAUAUAAUCUUCUAGUAAAUAAAUGGACUGUUUAGAAUACACUGAUCAUAGCCAUACAGUUCAGCACGUCUAUCAGCAGUUACAAAAUAUGCACUGAGAUUGAAAUCUAAACACACAGCCUGUAAACAAGAUAGUAUCUUUUUCUGCAACUUUAUUUAUUGUUUUGUUCUGGAUGGAGUUCAGAAGAAGUUAUUAUUCUGUAACAUGAGCCUUUGUGAGGCCAUCUGCAAUUAGGGACUUAUAUUACCCUGUUUUUUUGGUAGAGUGUGUUUUAAUGUGUUUUAAUAGUACAGUAGCAAACUACCUCCUUUUUAAGAACUUUGUGACUAAACAAUAAGACCAGCAAACUGAAUGUACCCGUUUUUGAGAAUUUUUACCACUCUGAAAUGUGUGCCUAGUUUGUAGUAAAAACAAAACACAUAUUUUAAACAGAGAACUUUUCAGACACUGACCUCUUUCUUCACCCUGACAGACUGAGGACGAAGUAUGGUGCCUUUUUUUGCCUUAAAUAAAGUCAUCCCAAUUGAUUUUAAAAAAAAAA